UUGGGGUCCGUGAAAGAGCGGAGCGCAGCAGCGAGUCUCCCCAGUAAGCGGUCUGCACACUCCCAGUAACAACGUCCACGGUUCCCCUUGGAAACAAACUCUGGAGACCACUCCGCUUCCCGCAGUGUGCACCAUGACGUCCAAAAGUCACCCCCCUCUAAUGAAGAAGCACAGCCAGACAGACUUGAUAAGCCGUCUGAAGAGCCGCAAGAUCCUCGGAGUCGGUGGCGAGGAUGACGAUGGCGAAGUGCACCGCUCAAAGAUCAGCCAGAUGCUCGGAAAUGAGACGAAGUUCACAGUACGAGAGCCGAUUGGUCUGAGGGUGUGGAUACUCAUUUCAGCCGUGGGCUUCACAGUAAUGGCUCUGAUGGCUCUUGUGUUUCCCAACCAGCUAUAUGAGCUUGUUUUUGAGGAGGAGCUCUCCAAGACUAGCAUCUCUGUUCGGCUUUACGGAGGAGCGUUGCUUAGCCUUGCCCUCAUUAUGUGGAACGGUCUCUACACACUAGAAAAGGUCAUCAUCCAGUGGACCCUCCUCAGCGAAGCAUGCUACUUUGCGGUCCAGUUUCUAGUGACGUCCAUCACCCUGAUGGAGAUGGGCGUCCUGCCCAACGGCGCCGUACUCCUGCUCCUCAGUCGACUGCUGUUCGUGGCCGUCACCAUGGCCUACUACUACCACCUGGGCCGCAAGCCCAAGAAGAUCUGAGCCGGCCGUGCGAUGCUUCAGGGAGGGGACGUUAGAGCGCAGAGCACAAACACAGGGUCAGAGGAUUUGGAAAAUGAUUUGAUGGGGCUUGGAGCGUUACUUUGCCAGUAAAAACCCCUGCCCGCUGCCACGGGACACACCUUCACAAACCCCCCACCCCCCAGUAUUUAAUAAUUGAACAGUGUCACGAUGCAGACUGUGUAACAAGAACGGGAAACCUUCAUAGUGACAUUGAAAUACUCUUUAGUUGGGCUGUGAGGUCGAGCUCCUUUUGGCACACAUUGUUUUUUUUGUGCAGCGCUCUUUUGUGCAGAGCUAGCAGUAUGUAGUCAGUGCAUUUGUGUGCUAGCUAGAUGUUCAAGACAGGGCUUUCAAACUCCAGGCUGUUAUUCAUGUAUAGUUACAUGAAUCUCUUUCUUGUCACUGUUUUCUUAAUCAUGCUCAAUGACCCAGAGUUUGUGCUAGUGUUUAGUUCAUUUGAUGCUCUGGGUGUGAAUUUGUAAUUUGUGAACUCUUGGACAGCUUUCCACUGAACAUAGCAGGUAGAGAAAAAGCAUUGUUUGUGCAUAAAGUACAGUAGCUUUCCAUUCGGGUCAGAACAAUGCUGGAUGACUGACGAUGAACCUUUUCCCUGCCGACGUGCGUUCUUGGUCAACACAAUUAAGACGCUUCUUUUUUGCUUUUUUUAUUCUUUCCCGCUUUUUUUAUUCUUUCCCAACUACGGUCAUCAGUCAUAUUCAUAGUUCCCAAAAGGUCAGGCUGAAUUUUCAGUCAUUUUUUUCCCCCAUCAGACUUUCAGUCUAGCGGCUCGAGCACAUUGCGUGGAAGUGUAUAUUUUUUACGGAAUAUUUUAUAUCUAAAAACAGUACAAGUAAUGUUAGUUAAUGCACAGUUGAGUGGAUUUUCACAAGAAAGACAUGUUGCUGCCUGUGAAUAAUCAAGAGACUUCAGCUUAUGACCUUAUAGUAAAGCCAGUUUGACAAGUCGAGCUGUGCAGGAUAAACAAACCUCAGCUGGCUCCAUUUUAGACAAGUAGAUCUUUUUCUUUCUUUCUUUCUUUUUUUAUACCUGCACCAUAUUCGGAGUCUUGCCUUAAAACGUCUCAAAAGAAACAGUCAUCAACACUGUACCCUACUUCUUGUACAUAUGUAAAUAAAAGGAUUUACUAUUAUCUGGUGUUCUUGUGAACCAAACAGGGAACAUGUUCAGUAUUAGUUACAUGAUUAUCAAAGGUUAAUCUUUCUCUUGACUUGUCUUAUUUGUACCUAUUUAAAUGACUGUGUUUUAGCAUUGUGCAUGCAAUAUAAUCCACCAAUGAAAAUGGCACAGCCUUUGUAGCAUUCUGUGACCAAUUAGUGCAAAACUGAGGAAAAAGAUGAGAAUUAAUGACAGUGAAUGGAUGCAGCAACCAAAAAAACGGUAAACAUGAUUCCUAAACAAGAAAAAGUUAUUUUGUAAGGCAGUCAAACUACGUGUACCUAAAAAACCUUUUUGCAGAUUUUACCCAGGCAGUUUGUUCAACAAGUUUUCUACCUCUCAAUACCUGGCGAGACGUCCUGGCUCAGUUUUUGAGGCGGUGCCAGCAAUGCUGGUUUAUCAUCUGUGAACUCAAUCUGAGCACCUGAGGUCAGUCCAACAGGCAAUAACCAUAGGGGAAGAUAUACAGGGAACAUAUUUUAGAUCUGUAAAGGUGGUCUACGUUGUUAGAAGUGACCACAUUGAAUCCUGGCCGAGAAGGGAAAGGUCCUGAGGUCUGAGGGAUUUUUUUAGUUUGCAGUUGCGACUCCAGCACUGAGGCAGAUGUGCUCGUUACUUGGGCGAGCUUUUAAUUCAGAGAGGCAGCGUGAAGCAUGGGUGAGGUCUCCUGUGCCCCUGGAAAGUAGUACUUAUCUUUUUUUUUUACAGUGUUUAAUUAGAUGCAACCCUCCCAAGUAACAUUGUGCGCCCCCAAACUACAGCACUGCUCUCUCUUGACUGGCAUGAUAAUUAUGGUUCAAGCAAAAUGUCAUUCCGUUUCCGUCAAUAAUGCAGGCCUCAAAUGAUCAGCCUUGCGAAAUGUUCAAAGGUCUCUGAAGCAGGAUAUUUUUGGAGAGAGAAGCAAUUUUGAAGGGUGGGGGAUGGGGCAGAAUGAAGGAGGCGUAUAGACUCUUUGAUCGAGCUGCUUCUCCGUCGUAAAUUAGACAGGAUGUUAUACUGGUAACUAGUGUUCUGGAAAUUCAAAAGAAGAAAAAGAAGCAACAUCUUAGUCGGGAAAAUCAUUCCCUUAUUCAACAUAUGUCAUGCUGUUAUGACUAGCAUAUUUUGUCAAACUUUCAAGUGGUAGCAACGUGUUUUUAUGUAUAUAUGUGGUAUAUUGUACCUCAAUAAUGGAUUGUUAUGGAUUCCCAUUGUUAAAUUUGAAAUAAAGGCACUAUUGUUUA
This is a messenger RNA of Cololabis saira (Pacific saury), 3123 nucleotides long. Its product is annotated as tumor protein p53-inducible protein 11-like. The record is from RefSeq and is a predicted model, not a curated record. Bases 134 to 703 code for a protein of 189 amino acids. NCBI's taxonomy places the organism in Eukaryota, Metazoa, Chordata, Actinopteri, Beloniformes, Belonidae. The transcript has 7 exons.